Molecule: messenger RNA, 399 nt
Organism: Necator americanus (New World hookworm)
Lineage: Eukaryota; Metazoa; Nematoda; Chromadorea; Rhabditida; Ancylostomatidae
Exons: 4
Coding region: 1-399 (132 amino acids)
Source: RefSeq, a predicted model, not a curated record
AUGCUGAGAAAUUUGGGUCCCAAUGCCAUCUAUAUCCUUGCUAUCGUUGCAGUUUCUUUGGAAACGAUAUCAGCAACAAAGUUCAUGAAUUUUGAUCCAGACCAGAUUAUGAAGGAUCUCGAACAAUACGAUGUACAGGAGAAACAUGGUGCCACAUUUGAUCCAGAAAUCUAUGAUGCAGUAUUGAAGGAGUUUUCUCGAUUUGUAAGAAAUGAUCACGAUGACGGAAGAAGAAUGGAGGAUUUUCAUGAAACAAAUCGUUUUCAAGAGAAACUUCAAUCACAAAAUAGCCAGGAACCAUCGAACAGAGGAAAAAUACAGGUAAUCCAUCCGAGAGAUGUUUCUCAACGAGAACAGCACAAACCGAACAACCAUAUAGUUUUUCCUCCACCUCAUUAA